CCGAGGAGAAGAAAGGGAAGGAGCCCGAGCGCGAGAAGCUGCCGCCCAUCGUGUCGGCAGGCGCUGGAGCGACUGCGGGUUCGGACAGAGGAGCCAAAGGCCAAAAUUCCACUUUUAGCAAUUUUAUUUCAACCGUUAGCCAGAAGAAAGAAGCUGCUGAAAACAGAAGUUCACCUACACAUCUUGUUUUCCCUAACAUCAAGAAUGUGAGAGACCUCCCUCCUCUUUGCCUUGAUGUUAGACAAAAACAGCGCAUCUCGAUGGAUGCAUUAUCAUCCGAAACGAAGGCUUUGGCCCUUCCAGAACCUACCCUUUCUGGCCAGCCCAAAACUAUGAAAGACUUUCAGGAAGAUGUAGAAAAAGUUAAGUCAUCAGGAGAUUGGAAAGCAGUACAUGAUUUUUAUCUGACAACAUUUGAUUCUUUCCCAGAACUAAGUGCUGCGUUUAAGAAAGAUGCCACGGCCUCAUUCAGUACCAUUGAUGACUCUGGGAUCAAUGCUAAAUUUGUGAAUGCUGUGUAUGAUGCCUUACUUAAUACUCCUCAAGAUAUUCAGAAGACCGUAUUAAAGGGAAUCAUUAACAGCUUGUUAAGAGAAUGGAAAGGUCCACGAACAAAAGAUGAUCUUAGAGCUUAUUUUAUACUUUUGCAGAAUCCUCAAUUUAAUAACACAUCGACAUAUGUCAUCUAUGCUCACUUGCUACGACAGAUAUCUUCCUUAGUGGAAGCUGACCAUCACUUCCUAAUUCACUGGUUUAAAAAAUUAUCCCAGAAGAGGUUCAAACAAUUGGUAGAGAGAUUGCUGCAGUUUAUUUCUUUACGCCUGUUUCCUGCAAAGCCUGAAGAAUUUCCACCUAUCACAAAGUGUUCCUGGUGGAUUCCAUCAGCAUCUAAAGUCUUGGCUUUACUUAAUACAUCAAACAAUUUGGUUCACCCUCCCCUUAUUUUGUAUACUGAUUUCUAUAAUUCUACAUUGGAUCACAUUGAUCUCAUGGAAGAAUAUCAUACCUGGCAGAGCUUUGGAAACUCUCACAGGUUUUCCUUCUGUCAGUACCCAUUUGUUAUUUCAAUAGCAGCAAAAAAAAUUAUUAUUCAAAGAGACUCAGAACAGCAAAUGAUAAGCAUCGCAAGGCAAAGUCUGGUGGAUAAAGUAUCUCGAAGACAGAGACCUGAUAUGAAUAUGUUAUUUCUAAAUAUGAAAGUAAGGCGGACACAUCUGGUUAGCGAUUCACUUGAUGAGUUAACCCGGAAAAGAGCUGACCUGAAAAAGAAGUUGAAAGUUACAUUUGUAGGGGAAGCUGGUUUGGAUAUGGGCGGACUGACUAAAGAAUGGUUCCUUCUUCUAAUUCGCCAAAUUUUCCAUCCAGAUUAUGGCAUGUUUACAUACCACAAAGAUUCACAUUGCCAUUGGUUUAGCAGCUUUAAGUGUGAUAACUAUUCUGAAUUCCGAUUGGUUGGAAUUCUUAUGGGACUAGCUGUUUAUAACAGCAUCACCUUGGAUAUUCGUUUCCCACCCUGCUGCUACAAGAAAUUAUUGAGCCCUCCUGUGGUUCCUAGUGAUCAAAACACACCAGUCGGCAUCUGCAGUGUUACCAUUGAUGAUUUAUGUCAAAUUAUGCCAGAAUUGGCCCAUGGACUAAGUGAACUCUUGUCAUAUGAAGGCAAUGUUGAAGAAGAUUUCUAUUCAACAUUCCAGGUUUUUCAAGAAGAAUUCGGAAUAAUUAAAUCAUACAAUCUAAAGCCAGGAGGUGACAAAGUUCCAGUUACCAAUCAAAAUCGGAAAGAAUAUGUGCAGCUUUACACUGACUUCCUUCUCAACAAAUCCAUCUAUAAGCAGUUUGCUGCAUUUUAUUAUGGAUUCCAUAGCGUGUGUGCUUCAAAUGCCCUAAUGCUGCUUCGUCCAGAAGAGGUUGAAAUUCUGGUCUGUGGAAGCCCUGAGCUGGAUAUGCACGCUCUGCAGAGAAGUACUCAGUACGACGGCUAUGCGAGAACGGAUGUAACUAUAAGAUACUUUUGGGAUGUUGUGCUUGGAUUUCCUCUUGAUCUUCAAAAGAAGUUGCUACACUUUACUACAGGAAGUGACCGAGUGCCUGUAGGAGGAAUGGCUGAUUUGAACUUCAAAAUCUCAAAGAAUGAAACUUCCACUAACUGGUUACCUGUGGCCCACACCUGCUUCAAUCAACUUUGCCUUCCCCCCUACAAGAGCAAAAAAGACCUGAAACAGAAAUUGAUCAUUGGCAUUUCAAAUUCGGAAGGUUUUGGACUUGAGUAACCUAAAAAACUUGAAAUAUACUACUUUUUAUAUGUAGCAUUCACUUCCCUCUUAUUGUGCCUUUAACUUUUUCACGUUUCUGUCUCAAACACCUUGACAAAGCGCACCAACUUUAAAAUACUGAUUUUUCUAAAAUCAAAUGUGAAGCAUUUCAAUGAAGGCAUGAUUUUCUACAAACAAAUUGCAGAUAGCAUAGAUGAGUGUGGGUCCAGCCCCUCUUUUAUAGCACUUGAUUAGCCCCCAUAAGUCGUUUGUCACAGGUGUCCCACUGGGAAAGCGAGGUACAGUAAAAUGGCAGGUCAAACCCAGUGGCAGAGCGUGUGCUGUCAGCACACAGUAGCAAAGUAGUCAGCUAUAUUAUCAUUAAUAUGAGGCAUGUAGACAUAUUUUCAUAUAGAGGUAAGCAACAGUAUAAUUGCAAAUGCAAUUUACAGGGUUUGUUUGUUUGUUUUUCUUUCUUUUUGAUAUACUGGUUUUGGUCCUAUAAGAUUCUUUUAACUCUUGCUGAAGAGCAUGUAAAUAACUACAUAAUAGUCUGAGGUCAUGGGAUUUUGAUAGUGCCAUUUAUUGCAAAAGAUUUAUUUUUACAAAGUAAAUUCAGGGUUUUAGAUGUGUAUACAGCUUUUACAAACCAAUAAAGAUGAUUGUACAGGAGUGUAACUAUUUUCAGACCAAUUGGAUUCAAGGUUAUAUUCUUUUAAAUAUCGUUGUUAGUCUGCAUGCACACUGGCAGUAAGCUAGUUACUCUGAGUACUGUGUAGUAUUUGUAUAAUGAUCGUUUCUUCCUAAGGAUCAAGUUAUUAAAAAAAGAAAUCAGAUAUAGCUAAUCACUGAUGAGUUAAGUCAAUUACAAGCACAAGAGAACAGUUUAUAUAUUUUUUGAUUGUUGUAAAAAGCUUAUUUCUAAUUUUUUUUAUCGCCACUUAUAUUGAAGUAUUAAUUUAUGGAGAAGGUAGGAUAAGGUAAUUGACAAAAGUGAAGAGAAUAAUCACCUUUGUGUCAAAAUGAUGCAGCUUGGUAAAAAUAAAGUUCAACAUUUUGGCCAAAUUGUUUGUUUUUUUUUCACUGGAUUCCAAACAUAGUAAAUUCAGUAGUACCCUUUUUUGAAUGUCCUAAUAAAGUAGCAUGUGAAAAGAAACUAUUUUAAGUCUGACAGUGAAAUGGCUUUUUAAAAAUUAACAGUCCAUGAAGCAGUGUUAUUAGCAUGUUGCACAUGUUUCCAACUCAAGACUUCUCUAUUAUACUUUGAUAGCUUCCCUUCAGAAAAUCCUGCAGUCACAGCCGCAAUAAUGAUGAUGCCAGCAUUUAGUACCAGCAUAUGGUUUCACAUGCAAAUAAUACUUCCCCGACAUUUGUUCUCAGUUAGGCUAUUUUCUUGUUGCUAUGCUUCCUGCACCCAACCAGCAGAACCCUUCAAGGGUGGAGGAGCUAAUCAGCGUGUUCUCCUGCAGUUUGGAAGCCAACCCACAAAUCUUUGAGGAAAAGGAGUUAACUCUCUCUAAGAAAUGGGAGUGACCCUGCUUUUCUGUUUGGAUACACUACCCAGAGGGUUUUUUCUUUAACAUCUCAGAAGGCCUGAGGGUUAAAGAUGUAUUGGCUUGGUUUUGCUGUUUUUAAUCCAUAUGCAAAUAAAACUGCUUCUCCCAUACACUGCUUGAACUAGAAAGUAAGAUGUUUAAUGUAGGCUAAUAUUAACUAAUAAGCACAAAAGAAUUAUGUAUAGGAAACCAUAUUUAAGUGUUUUCAGUAAAAUGUAAACAGCGUUUUUAUUUGGUAGAGAUGACUCAUGGAAAAUCAUGUUGGCUUGGUCUGCAUGUUCAAUGAUGUGCCUGUAUAUUGGUAGCUGUGUCACUUUUAAAUAAGUAGUUGAGCAAGCCAAAUUUUUAAAUGACAGUGUUCAUAAAUAACUGGAAAAUUUUUGUUGUCUGUUCUUAUUAAGUUGAAAUUUAUAAUCAUAUAUCACUAAAUUGCACAUUGCCUUUAUUUAUUUAUGCCCUGUUUUUGGUUUACAGUGUAAUAAUACCUCAUUUUUUAAAAAACAAAACAAAACACCAUUAUUGUUAUAUUUCAUUAAUUUAAACAGCCUAGAAACUUCGUGUCAUUACUUUUUAAACUUAAUGUUAACGAAUUCUUGAUUUUGUAUCUGCCACAGUAAAUUAAAGUCUUGCACAGUAUUUAUCAAUAUUUAUAAAUGUGUUGUCCCUUUUCAGUCUUUGCUUAAUCGUAUUUUUGUCUGUGUGAUCAGAAGUUUUUAACUUCUGUCCCUCUUUUUGUACAAUUCUGUAUUGUAACAAGUUGUUGA
Messenger RNA from Echinops telfairi (small Madagascar hedgehog), 4572 nucleotides. RefSeq names its product HECT domain E3 ubiquitin protein ligase 2 (gene HECTD2). Gene Ontology annotation, molecular function: ubiquitin protein ligase activity. NCBI's taxonomy places the organism in Eukaryota, Metazoa, Chordata, Mammalia, Afrosoricida, Tenrecidae. The record is from RefSeq and is a predicted model, not a curated record. The transcript is spliced from 21 exons. The coding region runs from base 261 to 2270 and encodes 669 amino acids. Gene Ontology annotation, biological process: protein polyubiquitination.